GCUCAGACGGUAGAGCGCGUGGCUUUUAACCACGUGGUCGUGGGUUCGAUUCCCACAGACGGCGACGAUUUGGUUAUUUAGAAUUUUCCUUUAAAUGCUAACUUCAUUUGUAUUUUUAACUAUUAUUUGUGUCCAACCAGCCAGAGAGAAAAGAAGAUAAUGCUGGUGAUCCACUGCUACGCAUCAGCACCUUACCUCCGUGCUCCCCACCAUCCCACCCUCCAUUACCUUCUCCGGAAAACUCCACCAGCAUCACUGAUCAUCUCUGCAACCUGUCCUCAUCCCAUAUCUCCUACAACAGCUAGUACAAGGAGAACGUUAGUUGUGUCUAUAGCAGUAACCACCAGUUUUUCUACAUUAAUCUUGUCACUCUAUGCUUCUGCUCCUUCAAAAUCAGCCAUUAACACCGACUUCUUCGACCUCCCUAACUCCGGUGGUGUCAAGGCCUUAGACCUCCGUGCUGGCACCGGUGCAACUCCCGUUGAUGGAGACCAGGUUGCAAUACAUUACUAUGGAAGGCUGGCAGCAAAGCAAGGAUGGCGGUUUGAUUCCACUUAUGACCAUAAAGAUAGCACUGGAGAACCAAUUCCCUUUGUCUUCACCCUUGGCUCCGGGAAAGUCAUUUCUGGGAUUGAAGCAGCUGUCAGAUCAAUGGAAGUAGGUGGUACUCGUCGAGUUAUCAUUCCUCCGUCACAAGGAUAUCAGAACACUUCGCAGGAGCCUAUUCCCCCUAAUUUCUUUGAUAGGCAGAGGCUGUUUACCACCAUUUUCAAUCCAACCCGUCUUGCGAAUGGAGAAGGCUCAACAUUGGGUACCCUAAUAUUUGAUAUUGAGUUGAUCAGCCUAAGGCAUCCGGAGUAACUUCUAUGCAUCCAGAUUCUUGUUAUAGUUUUGGAAACCAAAAUUAUAUAUCCCACUCAGAUGUCUCAUUUAUUCCUUAGUUAUCCAAACAUAUAUUCAGUUCAAGCAGCUGCGUUUUAUUGCAAACGUCCAGCAUGGAGAUUAUUACUGGUAAAUGCAGGUAUUUCACUUCCUCUGCUUCUUGAACCAUAGAUGAAGGAAUCAGUGAAUCGCUUUAGAUGUCUAGCAAGACAAAAGUUAUGUAUUUUGAUUAUAUUACUUCAUUUGAACAUGAGAUUUCUUGUCCUGUUUUCUAUAUGGCCAAUUACAGCUGGCCUAAUUUUUAUUAUGGCUUGAAACUAUAUGUAACUACAAUAUGCAAUUCAAUCUUUGUAAAUUGCAGAGACUUUAUAAUUUUGAUGCCAGGAAGAUUGCACUGACAAAUUCCCCUCCCAUGGGGUGCAUCCGUCUUGAGAGAGAAACACAUUUAUGUGCUGAUAAUUGUGUUUCCUCAUCGAAUGAUCUAGCCAAGUUAAUAUAACUCUAGAUUGAACAGCCUGCUCCAAGAACUUACAAUCAGUGGUGGAUCUACACUGUGACGUAGGAAAAAUUUUUUGAAGGAAAACUUUUCUUUGGAACCUCUGAA
Messenger RNA from Durio zibethinus, 1486 nucleotides. The record is from RefSeq and is a predicted model, not a curated record. NCBI's taxonomy places the organism in Eukaryota, Viridiplantae, Streptophyta, Magnoliopsida, Malvales, Malvaceae.